AUGCGUUUUUCGGAAGCCAUAGCACAAUGGUCGGAACUACGUCCCUUUUUUGUUUUUGAAUGCUUUCCUCCACGGACAGACCAGGGUUUUGAGAAUUUAUUGAGCAGAGUUGGCCGGCUGGCCCAGCUAGGUCCUCUUGCCAUUACUGUAACCUGGGGUGCUGGUGGCUCUACUAGAAAUCGGAGUUUGGACCUCGCCGGGUUGUGUCAAAGCGAACACAACCUGAACGCCAUCUUACACUUAACAUGUACAAAUAUGGAAAAAGGGACCGUGGAAGCCACACUUAGAAGUGCCAAAGAACGAGGCAUAAAGAACAUUUUGGCUUUGCGCGGGGACCCUCCCCGCGGUUCGGAAUAUUGGAUUCCCGCUGAUCCAGGCUUCGUCCAUGCCAUCGAUCUAGUUCGCUAUAUCAAAACCCACAAUGAUUAUGCGUCCCAUUUUUGCGUUGGUGUUGCAGGGUACCCUGAUGGCCAUGAUCACUCUUUGACUCUGGAUGAAGAGGUUAAGCACCUAAAAGCAAAAAUCGACGCUGGUGCCGAAUUCAUCGUUACUCAAGUUUUCUAUGAUAUUGACCAGUACAUCCAUUGGAAGAAAAAGAUCGAGGACGCUGGCAUUUCGGUACCCAUCAUUCCUGCCGUCGCUCCUAUACAAAGCCAUGCAUCUUUCAUUCGAAUGACGAAACUAUGCAAGGCCAAGGUGCCGGAUAGCAUGCGCGACGCCAUCGAACACAUUAAGACCGACGAUCAAAAAGUAAAAGACUUUGGGAUCCAGCUAGCGAAAACCAUCUGCCAAAGAUUAACUUUGGACUGUGGAGCGCGAGGAAUACAUUUUUGUACGUUCAACUUAGAGAAGAGUGUACGUCGGGUGCUGGAAGAACUUGGAUGGUCCCAAAAAACCGAAUCCCCGUUCCAUUCAGAGGACUCUCAUCUUCCUCCUGAACUGCUGAUAACGGCAUCUGAAGCCAGUCACCUGAUACAAAGACCCACAACCCCGACUCAUUCGAUCGAUGGCUUCCAGUUGGACCCGCUCAAAGACGAUUUCCCGAACGGUCGAUUUGGGGAUUAUACGAGCCCAGCCUAUGGCGCAUUAGAUCCGUGGGACGGCGGCGGCAUUGGGGUUACCCCGGCGGAGGGCAUUGCAUUAUGGGGCUCUCCCUCAACAGUGCAGGACGUGCAAAACUUGUUCCUAUCGUAUCUGGAAUCAAAAAUCCCCUGUACGCCGUUUUCUCUCGAAGCCCUCUCGAAGGAGACUACAAUCAUCCUGCCGUAUUUGCUUCGUUUAACUGCGAAUGACUGCUGGACAAUUGCCUCCCAACCGGCGGUGGAUGCCGCACGUUCUGAUGAUCUUGUGUUCGGUUGGGGUCCUGGAGAAGGCUAUGUGUUUCAAAAAUCCUUCGUCGAAUUUUUUUGUACUUCAACUUCAUUGCAGAGUCUGACAGCACGGGUGGUCCGACACGGGAAUGGCGCCAUUACUUACUAUGCGAGUAAUUCAAGCGGGGGUUUCAUCAGCAAUGCUGAGGCGGGGACACGGCACGCAGUUACAUGGGGCGUCUUUCCCGGUCAAGAGAUAGCACAACCGACGGUGAUUGAGCAGGAAUCAUUCCUCUCCUGGAAGGAUGAGGCAUUCUCCGUGUGGUCCCAAUGGGCACAGUUCUAUCCCCCGAACUCUCCGUCCAGGGCUACCCUGAAGGGCAUCCAAGAAGAUCGUUGGUUGGUCAGCAUGCUGCACCAUGAUUUUAAGCAACCAGAUGCAUUGUGGGCUUUUUUACUUGGCAAUUAAAUUACCGGGGAAUAUAGCCUAGUAUAAUUUCAUGAGGGUGAGGGGAGUUCGCGAGCAUCCACAAUGAAGCUGGAACCAUACUCCCCGGUCUCCUCGUAUGAUUCUCCGAGCUCAUUGUCGCCAUCAUCAUCAUCCAAAUCUUGCAUCCCCUGAUCCAUGUCUUCAUUUUCAUCUUCAUCUUCAUCGUCAUCUUCGUCGUCGUCGUCAUCUUCAUCGUCACCAUCUUCCUCUUCCUCUUCCUCUUCGCCUAAUUCGCCCUCAUUAUCGGAAUUAUUCCCUUGUGACGUGCUUGCUUCCGAAGAACUUGCUGAGUC
Messenger RNA from Cantharellus anzutake, 2093 nucleotides. RefSeq names its product MTHFR-domain-containing protein. Gene Ontology annotation, molecular function: methylenetetrahydrofolate reductase [NAD(P)H] activity; FAD binding. Gene Ontology annotation, cellular component: cytosol. Lineage: Eukaryota; Fungi; Basidiomycota; Agaricomycetes; Cantharellales; Hydnaceae. Gene Ontology annotation, biological process: tetrahydrofolate interconversion. The coding region runs from base 1 to 1779 and encodes 592 amino acids. The transcript has 11 exons. The record is from RefSeq and is a predicted model, not a curated record.